This is a messenger RNA of Phaeoacremonium minimum UCRPA7, 978 nucleotides long. Its product is annotated as putative endo- -beta-xylanase protein. Gene Ontology annotation, molecular function: hydrolase activity, hydrolyzing O-glycosyl compounds. The record is from RefSeq and is a predicted model, not a curated record. NCBI's taxonomy places the organism in Eukaryota, Fungi, Ascomycota, Sordariomycetes, Togniniales, Togniniaceae. Gene Ontology annotation, biological process: carbohydrate metabolic process. Bases 1 to 978 code for a protein of 325 amino acids. The transcript has 2 exons.
AUGAAGUUCAGCUCCGUUCUCCUGCUGGCGGCAUCCGCCGUCGCCGCCCCCGUCGUGGAGGAGCGCCAGUCGGCGACGAGCAUCGACGCGCUGAUCAAGGCCAAGGGCAAGCUGUACUACGGCACCUGCACGGAUCAGGGGCGGCUGACGAGCGGCAAGUCGGCGGACGUGAUCAAGGCCGACUUUGGGCAGGUGACGCCGGAGAACUCGAUGAAGUGGGACGCGACCGAGUCGUCCAACAACAACUUCAACUUUGCGCAGGCCGACUACCUCGUCAACUGGGCCGUCCAGAACAACAAGACCAUCCGCGGCCACACGCUGUGCUGGCACUCGCAGCUGCCCGGCUGGGUCAGCAACAUCCGCGACAAGGCCCAGCUGACCAGCGUCCUCGAGCGCCACGUCACCACCCUCAUGACACGCUACAAGGGCAAGAUCAGGGCCUGGGACGUGUGCAACGAGAUCUUCAACGAGGACGGCUCCCUGCGCAACUCCGUCUUCUCCCAGGUCCUCGGCGAGGACUUCGUCUCCAUCGCCUUCAAGGCCGCCCGCGCCGCUGACCCCGACGCCAUCCUGUACCUGAACGACUACAACCUCGACAGCGCGAGCUACGCCAAGGUCACCACCGGCAUGGUCGCCCACGUCAAGAAGUGGCUUGCAGCUGGCGUUCCCAUUGACGGCAUUGGAUCCCAAGCACAUCUGAGCGGCGGACAGGCCGCCGGCUUCGGCGCAGCCCUCAAGGCCCUCGCCGCCACGGGCGUCAAGGAGGUGGCCAUCACCGAGCUCGACAUCCAGCAGGCGCCCGCCAACGACUACGCGCAGGUCACCAAGGCGUGCCUGGACGUGUCGACCUGCGUUGGCAUCACCGUCUGGGGCGUCCGCGACCCGGACUCGUGGCGCGCCAGCACCAACCCGCUGCUGUUCGACAGCAACUUCAGCCCCAAGGCGGCCUACAACGCCGUCGUCCAGGCUCUCCAAUAG